This is a messenger RNA of Marasmius oreades (fairy-ring Marasmius), 3160 nucleotides long. RefSeq lists its product as uncharacterized. The transcript has 9 exons. The record is from RefSeq and is a predicted model, not a curated record. Bases 21 to 2636 code for a protein of 871 amino acids. NCBI's taxonomy places the organism in Eukaryota, Fungi, Basidiomycota, Agaricomycetes, Agaricales, Marasmiaceae.
GUUCAUUCUGCCCCUCUACCAUGAUCGAGCAUGACCGCUGCCAUAACCUUGAGCCAAUUGCCUAUUCUUCCAUAAAUGCACAAUCCAUCUCCGGAUCCCUAUCCCCUGUCGCCGGCGUGGAAGUACAACCCUUGGCACCACUGCCUGAAUCACUUGAUCAUGAUUCUGGCACGAUCUCUGUAUCUCUCGAUGCGCAAUAUACCGUUCCCGGCUCAGCUGGUUCUAAAGCUGUAGCAGCCACCGGGCCAGAGUAUACCAACCCGGUGACUGCACUAGAACCACCAUCCCAGUCUACUACCCAGACGUCAGUCGCUUUGAACUCGGAUGGAUCAGUACUCUUGAGAGAAGAGACCACCAUUUCGACAGAAUCCGCUCUCAUCUCCAACUAUCAUAACCCAGCAUCGCAGAACGAUUCCCGAGUUUUCCAAGAGAAGCUGAAGAGUUUCCGGACAUUUAUAAUGCAGCUACAUCAGGACAAAAAGGAGUUACAAAUCAAAAUAGAGCAGUUGGAAGGACAGUUAGAGGAUGCAAAUCUAAAUUUGAACGACACCGAGUACAAGUUAAAAGACGAGAUUGCUCGUACCACGGAUCUCAAUCAACAACUUGAAAUCAACCGUCGUGAAACAGGGGAUCUGCGUCGUUCUCAUGCCCGACUCGAAGAAAAGAUCAAAGGAAGAGAGGAUGAUUGGAACAAGCGAGAGGAAGAGAAGAUGAGGGAACUAGCAAAUUUUAAGGCCGAACUGGGAGCCAAGGUGGCGGAGCUACAGGCGAUGGCUGACAGUCGGAGGGCAUUGGAAGAGGACUACUAUACGGCGGUCGCGACUAAUCGGUCAAGUUUGGAGCGCUGGGCUUACGAGAAGAAGGCAUUGGUGGAAGGUAUUGCAGAAUAUGCGAAAUCGUUAAAGCGGGUUCAAAGAAACGCGGAACAACGACAUCAGGAGGCGAAGUGGGAAUUUGAAGAACAACUCCGACAAAGCCAGGAAACUGAACAUGAAAUAAAAAGGGGCUUGGAAGCUGAAAUUACGCAGAUGAAAUAUACAGUUCAUCAGAUAGAAGAAAGGUGCCGUCUUCAAGAGCAGGAUAGCACGGAGAAAGAGAAGAUACUUCGACAACACCACGAGGAGAUUCUGACAGACUAUAAAGAUAAAAUUAUACGCGUGGAACAAUCGGUAGAAGAACUGAAACGCCAGAUUGAACAAUCGCGUCAGCUGCAGGGUGAAUGGCAAGCAAAGGCAGAGGCUCGCGAGGUCGAACUACGACAAAUCCGGAUGUCGUUGGAUGCCAAGACGAGAGCUUGUAAUAAGAUGGAAGAUGCGCUAUCAGCGGAACGAAAACCUGAAGGAGGCACAGAGAAGACUAUCAAUGAACUUGUAGCAAUCAAGUUGAGAAGCAAGGACAAGCAGCCCAACAUUGACUUGGCACUCAUCCACAGCAACAUCGAACGUCUCGUUCAACAAUUCCGCAGCGUCAGCACGGCCCUCGGUAAAAAACAGGCUUCCAGUGAAACGAUCUUGGAGACUUGCGAUCAUUUGGGGUGGCAGUUGGUUGCCAUAGCGGAUAGCAUUUCAGAAGGUCUGGACAAGAAGGAUAGCCUCGAAUCAAUCGCCAGUCCCUCGUCUGAGGAUCCCCCGACUCUGACGUCCCGGUCAAAUUCGAAUUCCCAAAAUGCUAGUCACGGUCACCCUCCAGCUAAAGACGCGAUAUUAACCGCUCCGCCCUCUUCACCAGUAGUCCUUAAUACGAGCAUCACGCCUUCAUCACCUUCCUUGUCGUUAGCCCCUACCGCGCAACCUGACCCUUCAUCUCGGUCAACCACUCGUACUUCAUCUCAUGAGUCCAACGUAGCAACCACAGCACCUACAUCCCAUUCAUCGGCGCCCCCUGCAUCUCUUGCGGCUGAUGGCGAAUCGGCCUCUUCAUCUAGCGUCGCUCACAAACGCAGCCCUCCCCUUCAAGCAACAUUUACUUCCUCGAGGCCUACGAAAACCAUAUCUUUAGAGCCUGACGUCAUAGCUGUGCCCUCGAAAACUGAAAGCAAAGUAACAAAUAGGCUUUCUCUAGACAGAGAUGAGGAACAGGGAGCACUUGCGGCAACCACGAGGAGUCGCCCACACAUGUUCUUUACGCAGCCUAGGAGGAGAUUUAUUACCUUCAAACGUAAACCGAGCUUGAAGCAGCCACAGUCGCAGUUCCAUUCUUUGGAUUCGGAUUCGGAUUCGGAAGAAGAAAGGAGUUCCUCAACCCACAGCUCGUCGUCAAUUACACAACAAGAUUCUACGACGACCACCGAACAGCGGAAGCCCAGGUCACAGUCAACGAGGGAAAUCGGCGGCUUGGGCGUUGUUCCAUCAACAUUGAAAUGGCACAAGCAGCCCGUUUCUUCGGAACAAUCUAUUCUGUCAAAGGCAAACUCGACUUUCCAAAUAACGAAAACGGUAGCUUCAACAGAUGGCGAACAGGAGUUGAGAACAGGUCUGAGGCAACGGACUGAGUCUUCUCAGCUGAAGUCGUUUGACCCUGGAACCGCCACGAAAUCGACCUCUAUGUCAAGAGCAGUUCGUCGGAAGCAGCCAGGCUCAUCGUCUUCAGAUGAGGAGGAGCUCCGGACACAACCUCGCAAGAGGCAAUGUUUCUAGUUUGACCCAUUUUAAGUCUCGCUUUCGCUUUUAAAUACUUGGUCGUGAAGAUUCAAGAGGAGUCGCAUUGGUUGGUAAUACCUUCGACGGUUAUGAACAUGACCUGUUCGUACCUCGAAACCUUGCAAAGAUCCCUGGGCAACGAUCUUGCCGGCAGUUUUCGAAACAUCCGGAACGCGAACGUCCGCCGGAGUCGUGGAAUACAGUGUCGCACCUGUCCUGGGUUGCGAACGCGACAGUAUGCUAUGUCUUUGGUCAAUGCCCAGUAUUCAGUCUUCUCGACGGACACUAGAUACUGGUGGCCGAUAAUCACCAGGUUCUCUAUCUAGUAUGCACAGAUACCAAUAAGUGACGAAGUUGGUCUGGUGUUGGUAGAUAUUUAGGGACAUAUUUACCAGGGUGUUGACAUGGAGUCUGCGGCUUCUUAUAUAAAUAGGACUUUGAACCAAAGUGCAUUUUCUCGCGUCCCUGUUGAACAUACCUGCUGUAGUAGCAAUUUACCGGUUAUCGACUCCCAUCGAAUG